CACAAAGAGUGCCCUGGACAGAGGCAGUUGAUCAUUCUCCAUUAGGAUCUAAAUCAGUAUGAAGAUCCACGUUCUGUUUGUUUGCUUUGUAUCAGUGGCAUUCGAUAGAAAUGCUGUCAUUACAGCGCAAUCAACACUUUAUACAAAGAUGGAAGGCGAAGACUUUAGAACACAACUCCAGUUCACAGAGGCUAAAAAAAGCAGAAAAUACUUCUGCAGGAAUGACUGCCAAAAAGAGCAAGACCUCCUCAUUGAGACGCAUGGAAACAGAGCUAAGAGUGGCAGAUACACCAUUAGAUACGAUACGGACACCAAAACAGUCCACGCUGUCAUCACAGAGCUGACCAAGUCUGACACUGGAAGUUACAAAGUUGGCGUGAGAAACUCCUCCUCCUCACUGGGUUCAUUUAAGGAGUUUGAGAUCACAGUCAGAGAUCUGUGUGAUGGGGGCGUCGUCUCCAGACAACCCAGAGUCUACAGCGCUACUAAAGGAGGAGAGAUCACAAUUGGAUGUACCAUAUCUUUACAACCACUUAACAGGAAGUUCCUCUGCAGAGAGGAAUGUAACAAAUAUAUCAUUGACACCAAUGACAUGGCAGCUAUGAGUAGCAAGUACAAAAUUAACUACCUGAGCAACACACUCUUUAAUGUCACCAUUUUGGAGCUGACUGAGUCAGACUCGGGACGGUACAGGUGUGGUGUGGGAAGACAGAAUGAUGUGAAUACAUGCCUGGAGUUUGAGAUCACAUUUGCAGGAACAGAUGAGGUGACUGAGUCAGACUCUGGACGUCACAGAGAUGGUGUGGGAGGUCAGAAUAAAGAAAAUACAUGCAAGGAGACCACAUCUGCAGGAAAAGACGGUAACACGCUGCUGCCUGUGGUCGGUUGUGUGACCGUGGUUGUCAUGGUGUUGGCUGUCUGUGCGCUGCUCGUCUACAAAUGGAAGAGGAGCACUGGUGCUGAGUAUGUGAACACCAUAGGAAAGAAAAGAAGCAACGAGAUUACCGUAUAUGAUGACUGUGAAGCAGUUUCCCACAAUGACCAGUCACACUACCAGGAGCUCGAUCAGUGCAGCAAAGAAGAGAAUCUGUACUCUUCAAUGAAUGUUUCACCAAACAGAACUGAUAAUUAGAACUGAUAAUUAAAGAUAAUC
Molecule: messenger RNA, 1153 nt
Organism: Mugil cephalus (flathead mullet)
Lineage: Eukaryota; Metazoa; Chordata; Actinopteri; Mugiliformes; Mugilidae
Exons: 7
Coding region: 59-1132 (357 amino acids)
Cellular component (GO): plasma membrane
Molecular function (GO): transmembrane signaling receptor activity
Source: RefSeq, a predicted model, not a curated record